This is a messenger RNA of Doryrhamphus excisus (bluestripe pipefish), 4733 nucleotides long. NCBI's taxonomy places the organism in Eukaryota, Metazoa, Chordata, Actinopteri, Syngnathiformes, Syngnathidae. The record is from RefSeq and is a predicted model, not a curated record.
CUUGAAUGCACCAUAGUUGUGUGAAUGUGCCGACCUUCUCCCACACUGCACGGAUAAACUACUACACUGUAUUUGUUUUUGUAUUUUUUCUGUCACCCCAUGUGCUGAUACUAUGUUGGAAUACAUAAAGUGAAUGGUAUCCACUGGGUCACAGAGUCCAGAAGACGAGCACUGAGGAAGCACCAUGAUGACCUUUAAACGCUCAAUGGCGGCGUCCCACUGACCCAGACUGAAGAAGGCCUCAGACACGAUGCGCACAUCUAUAGGCUUGUGCAUGUCUUCCAGCUGUGAGGAAGUGUGAUCAGCCCCACACACGAGCACGCCGCCUGAGCGGGCAGCCACCAUGAUGGCCACGUGUGCCGCAGUCAGGGCUGAGAAAGAGCCCGCCAUGAGGACAUCAGCAUUGUCGAAUAAUAUGGGGCGUAAGGCACUCACCGCCACGCACACGCUCCUGUCCUGUCAUAUAAAAAAGUAAUGUGAGUACUAAAAGUUAACCCACUUUCAUUCAUUUGUAUUUAUUUCUCUUUUUUGUACAAAUUGUACAAACAUAUUUUGGAUUGCUUGGGAACCCAGUCAGUGCAGUAACAUUCAUUCAUUCAUUCAUUUUCUACUGCUUUUUCCUCACGAGGGUUGCGGGGGUGCUGGAGCCUAUCCCAGCUGUCUUCGGGCGAGAGGCGGGGUACACCCUGGACUGGUCACCAGCCCAUCACAGGGCACAUAUAGACAAACAACCAUUCACACUCACAUUCAUACCUAUGGACAAUUUGGAGUCGCUAAUUAACCUAGCAUGUUUUUGGAAUGUGGGAGGAAACCGGAGUACCCGGAGAAAACGGGGAGACCAUGCAAACUCCACACAGAGAUGGUGGGAUCGAGGGUGGAAUUGAACCCUGGUCUCCUAACUGUGAGAGCUGCGCGCUAACCACUCGACCGCCGUGCCGCCCUAGCAUUUUCAUUUUAAACCCAUAUUGGCACAUGUUUAUAUAUUUCUGGGGUAUACCUUUUGAGUGUUAAGUUGCUGUGUGAGGACACCAUGUUAUACUAUCAUAUAUAGUGGGUUGACAACCUCGUUGUGUCAAUUAAAGAGCUGUGCGGUGAACUUGUGUGCGCCACAAUAUGACGUGGACACGUGGCUUAUAUAUUAUUAAUUAACCUAGCAUGUUUUUGGAAUGGGGAAAUGGGAAGGAAUGGGAGGAAACCGGAGUACCUGGAGAAAACCCACGCAUGCACGGGGAGAACAUGCAAACUCCACACACAGAGAUGGCCGAGGGUGGAAUCGAACCCUGGUCCUCUUAGCUGUGAGGCCUGCGCGCUAACCACUAGACCGCCGUGCCGCCAGUGCAGUAACAUAGGAUGCAAUAUUCACCAUGGCACACAGACACCCACACAUAUUAACCAUACCUGAAUCAUAAGUUUGUGUGUAGCAGUGAGCUGGCUAUGCUUCAGUGGUGCAUGAAGCUUUUGGGAGAAGAUGAGCGUGUCGCAACAGAGGGGGUCCACCUUGGACAACCCGCUGAGCUCUAACUCCUUACACACUUCCUCCACGCUGUCAAGACAAGACAUCUUCUAACUAAUGUUGAUGGAGUGCACUUGUAGCUACGUGUAUUUCUUUAAGUUACACCUGCUGCUGAGAGUGUUGACCCAUGCAUAAAGAGGCAGUAGUCUCGCUCUGUGCUGUUUGCUCCUCACAGGUUCUGAUAGGAUGCCGGAAACACUCUGCAGGCCGUGUUUCACCCUGCUUCGUGCAAGAGAGGCUGCGAGCUUGGUCUUACAUCUGCGACACACACACACACAGACGUACUCACUGACUAUUUAUGAUACAUUAGCGUCCCUCUUGUAUACGUACUUGUGAAGCCUGUUCUCCAGAUCUCUCACUUCCUGCUGGGGUUCCUCCUUUUCUAUUUCUGAACGCUGACAUGGCAAAAACUUUCGCUCCUGGAAGUUGCACAGCAUCACCAUCGCUAGUGGCAGCAGAGGGGGUACUUGCAGCAGACUUUCAAGAGUCUGUCUCAACAGUCUUCCUAUUCUGCAGAAGAAAUACCCCAAAAGAGAGUUCUGUCUUCUCUCCAACAUUGCUCAGGCACCUAGAAGACAAAAGUACAGAGCAACAAGAGCAGAUUCCAAAAUGCAAAAGGACAACUCACAGUACUCUUUGUCAUUCGCCUUAGUGGUUGGAGCUGCUCUCCCUGGCUUCGUCUUCAUGACGACAAGGUGUUGCGAGGACCUCGGGAGCAGGAAGAAGGAAGUGGCUGGCCCCUCCUACUUUGAUUUCUACAACAGCCUCAGGUGCAAGACGGAAAGAGAAAGGAAGACUGAGAACAAGAAAGGCAGAAGAGCGAUGGACAGAGGACGGCGUGUCUGACAUCCUUCAUCUGAACUCUGGUGUCAACAAUGGUGUGCUGACGCUGACAGAGAACCUGAAGGACAGCACCGAGGCGGAGAAGACACGGAAGGGAGGAUGAGAAAGUGACAUCGCUCUGGAUUGCUGCUGCAAAAGUUUUCAAUAACUUGUGACUACACAAACAUCCCAUCGUUCUCCAGACUGUGCCACAAGCAGGGCAAGUAGGUAGGCUGCAUCUAUCGACCAAUCUAUCAAGAACUCUGCAUCUUCUUCACCUCUUUUGACGUCUGUGCCCUCUCGGUGUGGCCCACAGGAGUGAAAGGUCGGUUUGGAGGGACAAAACAGGACUGUAAAAGCUCCUGAUAGCGGCCACAGAUCUGAUUGGAUGGUUUUGUCAGAAUGACAGCCGAAGACCCUGCUUCCUCUUCAGCCAUGAGCAACAAUACCGCCCCCUCCAAAGCCUCCAAACCCUCUCUUCUUGCACCGAUCCCCAUUCCUGAGGGUGUUGCAGGGACCCCCAAUGAGGCUGCACUGGUGGCCUUGAUGGAGCGCACUGGUUACAGUAUGGUCCAAGAAAACGGCCAACGUAAAUACGGACCGCCACCAGGUUGGAACGGCGCAUCUCCACAGAGAGGGUGUGAGAUUUUUGUGGGCAAGAUCCCAAGAGAUGUUUAUGAGAAUGAGCUUGUCCCGGUCUUCGAGUCUGUGGGACGCAUCUACGAGAUGCGCCUCAUGAUGGACUUUGACGGGAAGAACCGAGGCUACGCAUUUGUGAUGUAUACUGAGAAACAUGAGGCCAAACGGGCCGUGCGAGAGCUCAACAACUACGAAAUACGGCCCGGACGGCUCCUGGGCGUCUGCUCCUCUGUGGACAACUGCCGUCUUUUCAUUGGCGGUAUCCCCAAGACUAAAAAGCGUGAGGAGAUCCUAGAGGAGGUGUCCAAGGUGACGGAAGGCGUGCUAGAUGUUAUUGUUUAUGCCAGCGCCGCCGACAAGAUGAAGAACCGUGGCUUUGCCUUUGUAGAGUAUGAGUCGCACCGUGCUGCCGCCAUGGCGCGUAGGAAACUGAUGCCCGGGCGCAUUCAGCUAUGGGGCCAUCAGAUUGCAGUGGACUGGGCGGAGCCAGAAAUUGAUGUGGAUGAAGAUGUUAUGGAGACAGUGAAGAUCCUUUACGUCAGAAAUCUUAUGAUGGAAACCAGUGAGGAAACGAUCAAACAGGUGUUUAGCCAGUGGAACCCAGGUUGCGUAGAACGAGUGAAGAAAAUCCGUGACUACGCUUUUGUUCACUUCACCUUCCGGGACGAUGCCGUCCUAGCCAUGGACCAACUCAACGGAACAGAAGUAGAGGGUUCCUGCAUCGAGGUCACACUCGCCAAACCGGUCGACAAAGAGCAGUACUCUCGCCAGAAGGCCUCAAAGGGCGCUUCGGCUGCUCCAGAAGCCACACAGCAGAGUUACAUCUACCAGUGUGACCCUUACACGUUGGCCUACUACGGCUAUCCCUACAACACCCUCAUUGGACCCAACAGGGACUACUUCGUGAAAGGCUCGUCAAUGAUACAGAACAAUGCAGGUACUGUGCGAGGGCGUGGUCGCGCCACCACAGGUAACCGCACCCCUGGUCCCCGGGGGUCGUACCUGGGGGGUUACUCUGCCGGUCGUGGCAUCUACAGCCGCUACCACGAGGGUAAGACCAAGCAGCCCGAAAAGCCUUAUGAACUGAUGCCCAGUCUGGAGCUGGCUGCCUCCGUCAACCCAGUUGCCAUCAAAGCAGGCACAAUGGCAUUGCCCGCUCUAGCCGGACAGUAUCCGGUGUUCAGUGCGGCCCCUGCUGCCAAGCUGAUGGAGGAGGGCAAGGUGCACACAAUGGAGCACCUUAUUAACCCUCUGGCCAUGCAGCACCCUGAACACACCACAGCUCCUGCUGCUGCUGCUGCUGCUGCCACUGUGCUGCCGGUCUCUACGCCUCCACCUUUUCAGGGCCGUCCCAUCACUCCCAUCUACGCCAUGGCCCACAACGUGCCUCGCAUCCCAGCAGCGGCGGCCGGCGGUCUGUACGGAGCGGCGGGAUACGUCCCCAUCACAAACUACGCAGCCAACACAGCAGCUCUGGCCGCUCUGCAGAAGAACGCGGCGGUGGCAGCCGCGGCGUAUGGAGGCUACGCUGGCUACACCGUGCCACAGGCCUUCCCCACCGCGGCCUUCCAGAUGCCCAUCCAUGACAUCUACCAGUACUGAUGUGUCGUGGCUCCGAGAGCAAUCUUAUUCUGCCUGAGACUGAUUCCCAUUGAAAGGAAACAUCUUUUGGACUUCACUUGAAGAAGCACACAUGGUGAAACUAUACACCUCCAUUUGUCUAUGUAAUGAUGCAAAAUUUAAAGUGGGGGGGGGGGGG